Molecule: messenger RNA, 5688 nt
Organism: Austrofundulus limnaeus
Lineage: Eukaryota; Metazoa; Chordata; Actinopteri; Cyprinodontiformes; Rivulidae
Gene: mbd5
Product: methyl-CpG binding domain protein 5
Exons: 10
Coding region: 532-4764 (1410 amino acids)
Cellular component (GO): nucleus; chromocenter
Molecular function (GO): chromatin binding; DNA binding
Source: RefSeq, a predicted model, not a curated record
CUCCAUCAUUUCCAAUAUUCCAGUGUAGGAGAAGCAGCAGAGGCACAGAACUAAUGGGAACCAUGGGAAAACCACUACCCAACUGUGUUUGGGAACCAAAAUGGUGAACAGAUUUGCCAUGUACAACUGAGGGACUGGUUUCUGCCCAGUGAAGGUCAAAUGUUGGAAAAUUAAUAGAAAAAGACUGUUCUUUAAAAGCACAGCACACGUCCACUCCUGAUCCCCCCCUACCCUUCCUUUUUUAGCCAGUCGGAUGGCUCAGAACACGAUUCAGCAAUGGAAGUCCACACUUCAUUCAGUACUGUAACUAUGAAGCAGCUCAAAGGGUAGGGUCUGCUGUGAGCUUGCCUCACUACCCUCCCACCACCCCAUCAGCUCCACCUGAGAGCAGAAUCCCACAGUGAAGCGAACACCCACCCUCUUAACAACCCCCACGGCUUCAAAAGGCAGAAGAUGAUGCACAUUGCGAAGACAUUGGUUCAUGUUUGAUACAUAUACCUCUGAGGCGUCAAGCGUAAAUCCAGUGGAGCAAUGAAUGGCGGAAAGGACUGUGAGGCGGGAGACGAGAGGCAGGCUGUCCCUGUCCAGGUCCCCAUUGGCUGGCAGCGCAAGGCGGAGCAUGGUGGAUGUGUCCUGUAUGUAAGUCCCAGUGGCUCUGUGCUGUCCAGUUUGGAGCAGGUGAAAACCUACCUGCUGACAGAUGGAACGUGCAAAUGUGGUCUGGAGUGCCCACUCAUCCUUCACAAGGUGUUCAACUUCGACCCCGGAGCAGCUGUCAAACAGAGGACGGCGGAGGAUGUGAAAGCAGACGAAGACGUGACCAAACUCUGCAUUCACAAGAGGAAGCUUCUGGCUGUGGCCACGCUGCACAAGAGCAUGGAGACACACCCGCCUCUGUCGCUGACCAGUUCAGGAGGAGGUAAACCGUCUGUGGCUGCUGUGCAUUCUACAACUCAACGAGCAAUAAGGACUAAACCCCACGAAGGUCUGCCCAGUAUUGUUGGCCCCGAGUGCAAAAAUCCAUUCAAGAUGAUGAUGGCAGCCGGACCACAGCAGCAGAGGUUGUAUCCACUGCAGGAAGUGGGUGGAGCUCAACAGCCUGAGGUCUACUCCGGAUACCCCAGAACACAAAGGCUGGGCAGCGGGGAUCCUGGAACUAAAUCCCCCAACCGGGCCGUGUAUGGAGGCAUGUUGAGUCCAUCUCCCUCUGGUGCUAAACUAUAUGGAGAUGGCUCUCAGUCGCCCAGUGCGGACACUCUGGGCAGCCCUGAGGGUUUUCAAAGGACCAAUCCUUGUGGAUUUACAGGAGCUGGUAGUCCUGGCUCUGCCUCCAUCCAUGGAAACACCCGGACACCUCUGUCUCCACCAAGUGUUGUGCUCCACAUUUCUCCUGCAGGCCAACCAUCCUGCGCCAUGACAGGAAGGACUAGCACACCCCUUUCCCCUACGGCCACUGCCAAAAGCCCUGUCAUGAACAUGAACCUGCCGCGGGGGAACUUCCCUCCUGGUAUGGAUUUGCCUCGUGCAGGAUUUCACCAUAAACUUCAGCCCCCUGUGCAUCCUAUACCACCACCCUGUGCUCUUCAGAAAAGGCAGAUGACCUCUGAAAAGGACCCCUUAGGCAUCCUUGACCCCAUCCCUAGCAAACUGGUCAGCCAGCCCCCCAACAGUGGCCCUAACCCUUCCAACUUCCAGCCCAACAUCCACACUCAGGUACCAAUGAUGAAUGUAAACAUACCCCCUCCUGCCAUUGUUCCCUUGCCAAGCAACUUACCUUUACCCACAGUGAAGCCUGGACCUGUGGGGCAUGGUGGUAAUGUGCAAAGGACUCAGCAGGUAGGUCCUGCGUCCUCCAUGUCCCCUUCCCCUGUCACAUCCCCUGUUCACAUGACCGGCCCUGUGCUUGGAAGAAUGGAGGCCUCACCUCAUCGCUCACGUUCGUCCUCCACCUCCUCUGACCACGGAAACUUUGCUGCCCCUUCUGGGCAUCAAACCCAAUGUGGCACCAUGAAGAUCCCCCCUCGGUCUCCCAGGUCGGCUAUGGGGUCUCCCAGGCCAGCCAUGCCCUCUAGCCCUUCCACCAACAAAACGGACCCGCUCCACCAGUACAAAGAAUCCCAGCUGCUGCCUGGAAUGGGAAACUCAGUCAACACCCAUCAACACAGCAACCCCUUAUAUUCACCCACCUCUUCCUCCUCGUCCUCUCUGCCGACUUCCAGUGCUUCCCAGAAGGGCCACUCUGGACUCCUUGGGAUGCCCCUGAACCAGAUCCUCAACCAACAAAAUGCCGCUUCCUUCCCUGCCAGCAGCCUCCUCUCAGCCGCAGCCAAAGCACAGCUAGCAAAUCAAAACAAACUCAGCACUGCUGGCAGCAGCCCUGCCGGCGUGGCUGCUGGUGGGGUUGGAGUGUCCGGCAUGGGGGCAGCUGGUGGAGGUAAUGCUGGGAGUGUUGGGCACCCGGGCUCCAUAAGUGGCCCUCGAGGCAUGGAGGGACACAGCACUUUAAACCCCAUGCUCCCGCCACACUCCACCAUGCUGCUGAACAGUCCCGAGGGUCAGAGCGGCCGCGCAGCACUUCGAGACAAGCUCAUGGCCCAGCAGAGGGACCCCGCACGUAAACGUAAACAGUCCUCUGGCAGCACCGUUAACCACGACAGCAACAACACUAUGGUCUUUAGCAUGCUUAGCAAACCAGGCUUGGGGGGCCCUCACAUGCAGGGUCCCAGUGCCACCGAGCAGCUGAGAAAAGUGGGACGAAUUGGAAACCUGCACCCAAACACCUCCAUGGCACAGCUUCUUCAGUCCAUGAGCUGCCAGAGCUCCCAUAACCUGGCUGGAACUAGCCACCGUCCUGGACUUAACUCUAACCCUGGAACUCCAGCACAGCUUCAUUACAAUGACAACACAGGCACGCUCCCUCAACAGAACAUCCUGGUUCAGCAGAGGCUGCAGGGUCCAGGAGAGGCCAUGCAGCACUGUCAGAGCAUGGACUAUUUGGUGUCCCGCACCAGCCAGUUCCCUGACAUGAUGGCUCAGAUGCAGAUGAACAACUGUGGCCCGAUGGGACCAGGCGGUGGACCUGUAGGACCUGACAGCAUGCCCCUGGUACGCACCAACACUAAUCCCCCACCACUGUCACAUCCUGGCCCCCACCCUUCACAGCUCCACAGUAUGAGCCGGACCAACAUGGUGAUAACACAUUCAAGCGGCGAUGGAGGCUGUAACCAGACCGUCUCUGAUACAGGCUGUGGAAUGGGCUCAUUACAGCCACAUGUAAACGCUGGCGGAGGUCAGAUGUACCAGCAGCAGAUCCACCAGGGGAUGUCCUCACACCCGUCUUAUCAAGGGCAGCAGCACUUCUCUGAAAACCCACCUUACAAAGAUGGAAACACUGCUGGCUCAAUGGCCUGCCUCUACCAGAACUACCAGCAAGGGAUGAUGUCGCACCCACAGUUUGGCGAGGAGCAACAGUCCCAAAGUGAAGGACUUCCAGUAGGACCACCUGGAUCUGACAGGGGCCCCAACGGAGGGCCAGAGGUGGUGGAUGCCAUCUACAGAGCUGUGGUGGAUGCUGCCAGUAAAGGCAUGCAUGUUACCAUCACCACCACCGUGAGUGGGACCACACAGGCAAGUCCAGUGCCCGCCCUCAGCGCCAUGAGUGCCUUCACUGCCACCCUUGGGGAACCCGUCAACCUCCCCCAAGCAGUCAGUGCAGUUCUGCAUGGGCACCAGGAAGGAGAGGCCAGACCACGGCAAAUGAGGCCAGGACGGGGACAGAAGACCAUGGAUCCAGGAAAGAGCACUCCAGAUGGUCCUGAGGCCAACGACUACUUUCGGUCCCCUGGUCGAGGAACUCCAAGAGGGCAGUGGGAUGGGGAGACACAACAUGGGGGAGGAUUCGACACACAGAGCAACAACAACGCCUGGGGUGGGGAGGAGUUUCUGGAGUGCUCUACCCAGGUAAGAAGUAGUCCCUGCAUGGAAAGACCUGCCAGUCUGGCCCCUGCCCCACCUUGUUCCACUGAGGGCUCCAACAACCACAGCCUGUCCGUGGCCCACGAUAAGACCUACCUGGACGAUGGUUACCGCUUCAACAACUGCAGCCGGACACCCGCCAACUACAAGGAGCGUCUGGAGCAAACAGUGGAGCGUUGCGCCCAUAUCAACGGAGUCACCCCCCACUUCAACAGCCGGGGCUUUGGAGAAGUCCUAGGCCCCCCACGGCAGGAGCUAACCGGAGACGACCAGUCUCCCAGUUCCUCCACCAGCCUGGAAGGGCCUCUGGCCACUCCCAAAGACUACAGCCACUACAACGGUCAUUUCAACGGCAUGGCCCCUAGCCCCUCUGACACGAAGAGCCUCAGCAGCGAGGAAGACCUGCGGCAGCCAGACUCCCCCUCAUCAGAGCUGCUCCACUACCGCUCAAGAACCUUCAAUAUGGGGGAGCUGGUCUGGGGCCAGCUGAAGGGCUUUCCACCCUGGCCCGCCAAGCUGGCUGGGGAUGAACAGGUGCACUGUGCUGCUGUGCAACUGAGAGAGCAGGCUAAGGUAGAGCCUGAAAAAUUAAAAACACUAACACACGACUUGGAGGCAUUGGACCGAGCCGCCAAAAGAGGCCUGAAACAGGGGAAACUGAAUAAUAAUCCCCUAAAAGCUGCUCUCCACGAGGCCAUGAGUGAGCUUGAUAAGAUGUCGGGUGCACUUCCGACAAGAGAUCGUCAGCUGAUGCUCCCCAAGCCCAAGAGGAGGAAGAUCUCCAGAUAACAUUGAAUGUGUCGGCCCAGGAACGACCUCAAAGCCGUCGGAGGCUCGGUCCAUUCGGCCUUGAGGCGGUCCGAGCUCUCUAACAGGUGCUACACAAGGACUGUCAGCGGUUCCUCGUUGUUCCACGAUAUCAACUUGACUUUAUGACUGACCACAAAAGGUGCUGGAAACUCCAAUCACCAAUACAGUUUUAACUGUAGGACAAAAAACAGAAAAAUACAAAAAAAAAAAAACAUCAAACAGUUGCAAUUUGUCUACAGCUCAUUGAAUUCACUAUUUUUUUCUAGUAUAAGAUAGUAAAAUAAACAAAAAAAAAAGCUACAAGCGUUACCUUACAUAUUUAAGAAAAAUAGACAGUCCAAAUAUUUCUGAUACAUUUUCAAUAUGUACAUAGAUAAUCCUGAAAUUUCAUGCUAUUAUGAAUUGUAUGUAAAUAUUGUACAAUGCCAUGUACAAGCAUACUUAAUGCACAUUUUAUCUUUUAUUGUACAAAAACAAAGCAGUAGAAGUGUACCAAUGUCUGGGUUUCUAUUGAGAGGUGUGGCUGCGUACGGCCGCAUGCAUAGGACAAAUAAUACAGCCUAAAGCUUUUAUAUGACAGACUGUAAGUCGUGCUGUUUUUCUUCGGUUGGUUGGUUCUUUUCUAAAGGAACGAUCAUGGAAAAGGCAUGACGAGUAUUUGAGAACUCCAUUACAGUUUUCACUUCACGCCAGCUGAGUGUUUGUUUCUUACUGGGGAGAAAAAGUUGAAAAAAAAACAAAAAACAGAAUGAACUUUACCAGCAGAAAGUGUUCAGUGUUGUGAGUCUUCAUCACUCCACCAGCCGCCUCUUUUCAACAGGAAAAAUCAGGAUAUUUACGAGUCGAACGAGACGGUUUGAUGUACAACGGUAUGCUCGGGCCGCUCAGAAGAAAAAAAAAAAA